AUGGCACGCAGGUACGACGCACGAACGACUAUUUUUUCUCCCGAAGGUCGGCUUUAUCAAGUCGAAUAUGCCAUGGAAGCAAUAUCCCAUGCUGGUACCGCUUUGGGUAUUUUGGCGUCCGAUGGCAUUGUGAUAGCUGCCGAAAAGAAAGUGACUUCUAAAUUACUUGAGCAAACUACCACAAGUGAAAAAAUUUAUUUAUUAAACGAUAACGUUAUUUGUGGUGUGGCAGGGAUCACAGCCGAUGCCAAUUUCCUUAUAAACUACUCUCGCCGAGCCGCUCAAGAAUAUUUAUAUACUUAUGGGGAAGAUAUCCCCGUUGAACAGUUGGUACAAAGGUUGUGUGAUUUAAAACAAGGAUAUACACAAUACGGAGGUCUUCGUCCUUUUGGAGUUUCAUUUAUAUAUGCCGGACAUGAUAGUCAUUAUGGUUUUCAACUUUAUCAUUCCGAUCCAUCCGGAAAUUACGGUGGAUGGAAAGCAACGUGCAUUGGUGCAAACAACGCGUCAGCCCAAUCAUUGCUGAAACAAGAUUACAAAGAUGAAAUAACUCUUAAAGAAGCAAGAGAAUUGGCGGCGAAAGUUCUGAGUAAGACUAUGGAUUCUACCACGUUGAGUAGUGAAAAAU
Dentiscutata erythropus is the source of this 628-nucleotide messenger RNA. NCBI's taxonomy places the organism in Eukaryota, Fungi, Glomeromycota, Glomeromycetes, Diversisporales, Gigasporaceae. The record is from the annotation of a GenBank genome assembly.